AUGGGUGUGUCUGAACUACCAUUCGAACUUCUUGUGCAAAUUUCUGAUAAUCUAUCGACAAAGGACAUACUGUCUUGUGCUCUUACGUGCAAGGCGUGGAGAAACCCGUUUCAAAAGGCCCUGUGGAGAGAGAUACGACUUUAUAACUUUCACAGCACGCAAAGAUUUAUCGACAUUAUUAAAGACUUCCAAGACGUAUCCAUAUCGUACCCACAUUUGGUUCACAGUCUAUGCAUAGAUGGUCGUUUUCGUAUGCCACCUAAUUCCGAUUCUCAAGUUUCUGACCUGUCAAUGUACCUGCCAAACAUAAAAAGCUUGUGCGUCGAGAAUAUAAGCCGGACAGAUAUCUGUACAGAGCUAACAAGAUCACACAAAAUAUGGAAGUCUCUGGAAAGUUUGAAAGUAGACUACGAAAGAAGUGAAAAUGAAGUUUCAGCAAAAAACCUAUUUGAAUUUAUAAAUACGUGUACCAUGCUCCAGAAACUAGAAAUACGGGAUGAUGGAUUGGGUUUUAACAUAGAGCGCAGUGUGGAUUACUUUGAGAACAUGCACCGACACUUGCAAAACCUAUCAUUUAUCAAGGUUGGACUAUAUCUCACCCCUGACAUUUUGGAUACUCUUGACACAAUCCCAAAUACGAUACCAGCUUUCUCUGUGAUAUAUCUUGACAUAAAUUCGAAACGAUACAAAGGAAUAGACUCAUAUGAUGAUACUGAAUACGGUACAAAUGAUUGGGAUCCUUUGUGGCUGUACUAUUUUGGAUACAAGUAUCCAAACUUGCGUUCCCUAAAGCUAGACUUUACAAACAUAUUUAGUGAACCUAUAAAUCCUGGAUAUAGGCAAAUGACUAUAUCUCUUUUUCACUCCAACCCAAAUGCAUUUCGACAUCUGGAAACAUUCGAUCUCACGACCGACUAUUAUUUCGAGUUUUCGGAUUUUAUCUUAUGGGAAUUGUUUUGUUCAUUAAGAAUUCCUCUUAAGUAUUUGACGUUGGAUGCAACAAAUUAUGGCGCAGUAGAUGAUUCAAACCCAAUGGAUAUUGACAGGAUUUUACAAUCCUUUUCUGAGACACUCGAGAGUCUUUCUGUCACAGGGUUUAUAUAUAGUGAGAGGAACCAAGAUUCAACCAUAAAACUAUCCUCUUGCUAUCCGCUUUUGACGAAUCUUUGCAUUCGUGGCAGAGAGAUGUCCCUUAAUCUUGAGGACCUAUUAGACAAAUGUGUAGCCCUCAAACAGCUGGAAUAUUGCGGUGGGAUAUUGCUCAUUAAUCCAAACACGACAACAGAGGAGUCAAAUCAGCAUCAGAAGCAGCAUGGACUACAGAUUUUGAAGUUACACGAUUUUUCUGCAGCCGCCGAAGUAUUUGAUCACAUCUCUUUCAAGUGUAGAAGCUUGGAAUAUAUGGAUUUGAGUGUUUUUUAUAUCACGGGAAAUAUUUGUGAAAGAAACGGAUGUUUGCUACUCGAUAUGUCACAUACUUUCUUAAAAACUCUAAACAUUGCCCAAAUUCGAUACGGAUCAACAUGCAAAAAAACACAUUCAGACGAUGCUAUUGGUCUGACACUUCUGUCUCAACUAUACGACGAUCCAUCAGCAGGAAAAGAGAGCGAAAGAGAAGAAAAUCAUAUUGAUUCAAAAAACACUAUAGUAAAAUAUUGUGAUAUGGGUUGUUUCUAUACAUAUGAUUACCAUAGAAUUGGUGCGAAUCGAGGCCUACACACUAUGCAACUUUCAAAAACAAGUGCCAAUAUUGCACUUGGCUACUAUCAAAACUCUUGGCCGAACAAAUUCAUCUCAACUUUAAAAGAUGACAACUCAUAUGAUGGAGUACAUCGAGAGAUCGAAUGGGAACGCGAGCUUUGCAAAGGAUACGCUAAAUGGAGCUUUGGCAAGGUUAAAGAUAUCCAUUUUAUAAGUAUAUGA
This is a messenger RNA of Phycomyces blakesleeanus NRRL 1555(-), 1923 nucleotides long. RefSeq lists its product as hypothetical. Bases 1 to 1923 code for a protein of 640 amino acids. The record is from RefSeq and is a predicted model, not a curated record. The transcript has a single exon. Gene Ontology annotation, molecular function: protein binding. Lineage: Eukaryota; Fungi; Mucoromycota; Mucoromycetes; Mucorales; Phycomycetaceae.